Molecule: messenger RNA, 863 nt
Organism: Austrofundulus limnaeus
Lineage: Eukaryota; Metazoa; Chordata; Actinopteri; Cyprinodontiformes; Rivulidae
Product: protein FAM69C
Source: RefSeq, a predicted model, not a curated record
CUGCAGGUCAUUUGUGAGAAGAUCUUCAGGCCUUGGUUUUCUCCCACAAUCCUCGGGGCCAAAGCAGGUCUCCCUCUGCAGGUGGAGCUGCAGCGAGCGGUGCAGGAGUGCUCAGAAACAGACCGAGGUGUGGACGAGAUGGAGGAGGGAGGAGGAGGAGGCCAGGAGAUCCACCAGCGGCUCCUCGACAUCCUGAACCGCCUCCUCCGGGAGGAGRCAGGUUUUGGUGAAAGGAGGAGGACGGCGUCCACACGGCAGUGAACUUCUCAGUGAUGGAGUCCAUCGUGUCUUCUACUGGACCAGGUUUCCACAGAAGAACUGGACUUUACCGUCGUCAGAAACUCAUGACUCAGGAUUAAAGUUUGAAUCAUCGAGGUGAAGAAUAAACUCUCUUAAUCCAUAAAUACAAAAACUAAAUCUUUGGGACCUGAUGAAAACAUGUUUUAGACAUAUGGAACAUUUGAUAUCUUCGGUUGCUGAAGAACUUUUUAAAACGAUGGACCAGACCCAGCUCAGUCCCUCACAGAGACAGGACAUGGAGGAUCGUGUCUCURAGGCGUCUUCUUGGUUUGAUCUGAACGAGAAAACUGAAACAUGGACCUGAUGCAUCUGAUGCGUCAUUUUAUUGACUUAAAAUCAAAGUUUACCCGAGGAAUGGUUUACUGUUUCUCUGUAAAUCAUUUUAAUUUCACUCUGGUGUGUAAAGAGCUGUUUACAUGAAAACACUGUGGCUUCAGAGACUCUGGAGACAUCCAGACCUGGACUGGACUCAGACCAAAAACAAAAACAAAAAAACUCAAAUGUUUUCUCAUCAGAGGAAUCUGUUAGUUUUUUGUAUUAACUAAAGCAAAACUUGAACAAUG